Messenger RNA from Trifolium pratense (red clover), 1208 nucleotides. Its product is annotated as thioredoxin-like protein AAED1, chloroplastic. The transcript has 7 exons. Bases 195 to 953 code for a protein of 252 amino acids. The record is from RefSeq and is a predicted model, not a curated record. NCBI's taxonomy places the organism in Eukaryota, Viridiplantae, Streptophyta, Magnoliopsida, Fabales, Fabaceae. Gene Ontology annotation, molecular function: antioxidant activity.
GCAAAAAAUUGAAAAACUAAAAUCAUCACAUUUGAUUAUGGCGUGGAGAAAAGAAAACCUCUCCCGCCACUGAAGAUUUCUGUGGCUGACUGACCAGUUAGCUUGGACUCACACUCUGAUAUCCAUCUACAAUCACAUCAUCGCAAAUUCAUCAAUUCUAGGGUUCAUCUUCAUUUCCAAUUCCAACAAAAUCAAUGGCUACAACAACCCUACAAUCUCUACGAUUUCCUUUUCAUCCAUCUAUCACACCCCCAAAUUCUUACACUUUCCCCGCCACUACCCUUCAUUACUCCCCCAAAUCGAUUACUUUCAAGGAUUCAUUUCUCGUCACCCGAAACAAACGAGGGUUUUCUUCCAAUGCUUCGAGUUCUCAGUACAGUCCCACUGUUGCGGAAAAUCUCGGUGAUGUUAGUAUUUUCACCGCUGCCGGUGAACCUGUCAUGUUCAAAGAUCUUUGGGACCAGAAUCAGGGAAUAGCUGUGGUGGCACUUUUGAGGCACUUUGGAUGCCCAUGCUGUUGGGAAUUGGCUUUGACGUUGAAAGAAACCAAAUCAAGAUUUGAUUCUGCUGGUGUCAAGCUAAUUGCAGUAGGUGUUGGUGAACCCAAUAAAGCCCGUAUGCUAGCGGAACGAUUACCAUUUCCAAUGGAUUGCCUUUAUGCCGAUCCUGACCGCAAGGCAUAUGAUUUUCUAGACCUCUACUAUGGGUUUGGCCGCACUUUCUUCAACCCAGCCAGUGCAAAGGUGUUAUCGAGAUUUGAUGCUUUGCAAAAAGCGGUCAAGAACUAUACAAUAGAUGCCACUCCAGAUGAUAGGAGGGGUGUGUUGCAGCAGGGAGGGAUGUUUGUGUUUAGAGGGAAAGAGCUAUUAUAUGCAAGGAAAGACGAAGGGACAGGUGAUCAUGCUCCCUUAGAUGAUGUUUUUGAUGUUUGCUGCAAAGCUCCUGUUGCUUAACUGUACUGUAUAAAUUGUAAAUUCAUAUAGCAAUAGGAAUGUCCAGUUUAAGAAGAGUUGUGCUAUUAGAAUAGGAUUCACUGUGAAUCAUACAAGAGGCAACAUAUAAUAAGCUUUGGAUAAAUGGUUAAAUGUCAUAUUUAACUAUAUUGUAACAAAACAUGAGUUAGAAAUGGCAAUCCUCACACAUGUAAGCAUAUUUCUUAUUUUAAUCAUUAUGAAUGAUUAUAAGGAAGCUGUAAAUUGUUUUAUUUA